Messenger RNA from Achroia grisella, 1014 nucleotides. RefSeq lists its product as uncharacterized. NCBI's taxonomy places the organism in Eukaryota, Metazoa, Arthropoda, Insecta, Lepidoptera, Pyralidae. The transcript has a single exon. The record is from RefSeq and is a predicted model, not a curated record. Bases 1 to 1014 code for a protein of 337 amino acids.
AUGGAAAAAGAGCAUAGAGUAAACUGGAAGUGCACUGCAUGCUAUCGUAAAACAACAAAAUCUAUCUCAAAAAGUAUACCUACGUCCGCACAGACAGAACAGUCUUUUACGAGGAACAAUGAAGAUGCAUCUGCGUCAGAUUUAUCUGAUCAAGAAAACUCAAAUAUUACAAUGCGUACAAAAAAUUCCCAGCAGUCUAGUGAUAAAAAUAAUUAUGUGACUGAGAGUAAAAUAAGAGAAAUUAUAAAAGAGGAGAUGACUGGUUCUCUACAGAUCAUAAUUCAACAAAAUAUUUCAGAACAAUUCAAAAAAAUAAGUGACCAGCUCAGUCACGAUAUGAAUAAAUUUGUAAUGGUCUUAGAAGGCAUUCAGACUCGUAUUACCAGCGUCGAAGACAGAGUACACGUUAUUGAGAAACGUCUUGAUACACAAAAAGACCUCACAGAUACUGUUGCACGCUUGCAGGCGGAGUUAAACGAUAGAGAUCAAGAGCUUUUACAUAAUGAUGUGGAAAUAAAUGGACUGCCUGAAGAAAAAAAUGAAAGACCUAUACAUUUGGUAGCUUUGGUAUCUAAAAAACUUGGAUUGGAGGUUAAUGAAAACGAUAUUGUAAAUGCGGAGAGAGUUGGUACACGACAAGAAAAUAAGAAUGAAGUGGAUCCAUAUGGAGAUGAAAAACUGAAACGACCGCGCACACUCGUCGUGAGAUUACUUCGCCGUUCUCUUCGUGAUGAACUAUUACGUGCAGCACGCGUGCGCCGUGGACUCGAUUGCAGUGGACUCAAUCUACAGACUGACUCAAACCGUUUGUAUAUAAACGAAAGACUUACACGGGAUAAUAAACAACUAUUUUACAAAGUCAGAGAGGCUUGUCGUAUUUUUAAAUGGCGGUUUUCUUGGACAAGGCAUGGAAAAAUUUUUACCCGUCGAGAGCCUGGUGAAUCAGUACACAGAAUCCGAUCUAUUGCAGAGAUUAACAAGGUUUUUGGUGAAUAUCCCGUUGGACCAAAAUAA